This is a messenger RNA of Brettanomyces bruxellensis, 3063 nucleotides long. RefSeq lists its product as uncharacterized. The record is from RefSeq and is a predicted model, not a curated record. The transcript has a single exon. The coding region runs from base 1 to 3063 and encodes 1020 amino acids. Gene Ontology annotation, biological process: tRNA methylation. Gene Ontology annotation, molecular function: protein binding. Gene Ontology annotation, cellular component: cytoplasm. NCBI's taxonomy places the organism in Eukaryota, Fungi, Ascomycota, Pichiomycetes, Pichiales, Pichiaceae.
AUGACGCAUAUAGAAGAAGUCAACCAUACUGGACCGAUUUGUGCCCUAACGGCCCUCAGGACAAGCGACAAUAUCAUUUUUGCUGGGGAAGGACCAAAUCUAAAAGCUUACAAUUUUGAACAUGGAAAGAAAGUCUUUCAGAAACAGAUAUUUGCGAGAAAUAAGAUACAUGGUAUAAAGAUCUAUGAAAGUACGGCACCCGUCAACAUUGCUAUCUUUGGCGGAAAAUCGCUUACCGUGUUUCCCUAUGAGAAAUUGAAUGAUACUGAUUACCAGCCAAAGGAAUACAGUGUUGGUGAUUGGAUCUUGGCCGUUGAGUUUUCGAUUGAUGGUACGAAGUUAUAUUGUCUAACGACACAUAAUGUUGUUUGUACGAUUGAUGUUGAGGGUAUGAGACUAGUUGCCACAGAUAAUUGCGGUUGGAAGUCUAUCCUUUAUUCGGGCUGCAUUCGUUCGCUAGAUGAUGGUCGAGUGAUUGUUUGCUCUGGUACCGUUAUGAAUGGAAUAUUGGUUUGGCGUGUUGGAGAGCCAAACAUCAAGUAUAAUUUGAAGGGACAUGAAGGCUCGAUUUUUGACGUUGAAAUAUCAUCAUCCGGCAAAUAUUUAAUUAGUUGUUCAGAUGACAGAAGUAUCAAGGCCUGGAAUUUGGCAAACGGUCAGUUAAUGGCCACUGGUUGGGGUCAUGGUGCUAGAAUAUGGGGAUUAAGUUUCUUCGAUAUGACCUCUGAUGGUUUCAAGGUCUUCAGUUGCUCGGAAGAUUGUACUGCCCGUGUUUGGCGGUAUAGCAAAAACAAUGCCCAGUUGAUCCAAUUGAAAGAUUAUUUGUCACAUACUGGUCGAAAUGUCUGGAGUGAAUGUGUGAAUGAGAAGCUAAAAGUGGGUUUCACUGGAGGGGCUGAUGGAAAGUUGAAGGUCUAUGAUUUAAACGAGUCAUCCAGGUCUGGUUAUCUCAGUCACUUUUUCACUCUUUCCACAAUUGCGUUACAAUCUGGUAGUGCGAUGAAAAAAGGAGAAAUUAUCAAAUCUUACUAUGAUUUUGGCUCUGGUAUGUUGGCUGUUAGCUCUACUGGUAAAUUCUUUGUGGUUGAAUCCAACUUUAGCCAUUGGAAGUUUCUUUUCCAGAAUUUUAGCUUUGGCAACUUUGCUAUUUUGACGGGCUUUCAAAACAGCUCUGUGGUCGUUGCUGCUGAUAAGCUUGGUCAUAUCUUGGUUCUGAGAUUUGAUGAUUCAGCAGAAGUUGUUCAAAAGAAUGAAUUCCAAAUUUCUGAUUUAUCUCGUAUUGGAAAUCUGAUCAGUGUUCAAACUAAUGAUGCUAAAAUGCUCCUUUUGGUGGAUUCGCAAAAUCCCAAAGAGCCAUUUUUAUUUUUGGAAAUUGAUCCGGUAUCACUAACACUUGCAACUCAGAAAAGUCUUGUCAAACCACAAGAGAAAAUAAUUGCCAGUACGGCGAUAAUAGAUUUUAGAGACACUGGAUUUCUCGUUGUUGGUUGCAGAUAUUGCAUGAUAGCUCUUUAUGAUCUUAAGGAUAAUCUCUCUCUAUGUGCAUACUACAAAAAUAAAGUGAAAGGCGAUACGGUUUCUCAUUUUGAGUUUAGAUCGGCUAAUGCUGAAAUUAGAGAGUUGUCGAUUUAUGCUACCAUGAAAGAUGGAAGAUAUUACAUUGUUAAAACUAAUAAAGAGCAUUGCCUUGAGAUUCUGGCUGAUAAUCGGCUGCAGAAAAGAUUUGUGGAGGGGUGCUUUGUGGAUCCAAGUGAACAUUUCUUGCUUUAUGGAUUCAAGUCAACUUACUUUUUCGUUUGGGAUGAAACUCGUCAAUAUGAGGUUCUCCGUGUUGAGUGCGGUGGACCACAUAGACAGUGGUCUUUUAAACAUAGUUAUGAUACAAAUGGAAGGCUCAGAUACAGAUUUAUAUUUACUAGGGCCACAGAAAUACAACUUUUGCAAAAUGGAAAGUCUCCUUAUGUUGAAGUUUUGGAAUCGGGACUUCACGGACGUGAAGUCAGAAGCAUGGCUGUUGUUGAUGGGUGCUCCAAAAGUGAAAAGCUAUUGAUAUCUGGCGGUGAAGAUACAACUGUUAAGCUUUCUGUACUUACGGAAAAUGGCUCUAUUAAGCAAUUAUGGACCCAGAGACAGCACGGAUCUGGUCUUCAAUCAGUUCAUAAGGUCAACAAUGAUUAUGUACUCAGUUCUUCUGCCAGAGAAGAGCUUUAUCUAUGGAAAAUACACCGGGAAAAUGGACAGAAUCCUUGUAUGUCUCUUUAUCGGACGGUAAAGCCUCUGUCGACGCAUCCUGAUUUACGUGUGAUGGACUUCGAUACAAUAGAGGUCAAACAGGAUGAAAUAGAUAUUGGAUUUGUGGUAGCAGCUGUUUACUCUAACUCUCAAAUCCGUGUUUGGUAUUUUAACUAUAAGGAAAACACAUUUAAAAUUUUGGUGGAGGAUAGAUACAGAUCCUGCUGUGUUUUGGGUGUUCAUUUUGUUGUAUUUGAUGAUAAAAUGUAUGCGAUGCUUUCAUCAACUAAUGGAAACAUUACUGUUUAUGAGGUUGGAUCUGUGCUACGGAGAUAUUUCAGGAUGGUUGGAACCAAUGAUAAAUGCUAUUUGGUUCCUCGAGCUGGUUCCUCCAUGGAUGAUUUCUCAGCAUCCAAUUUGGGUGUGUUGGCUUGCGAUCAGCAUGUUCACCAGUCAUCCAUCAAAGAUUUAGAUUUCUCAUACACGUCACCGGAUGCUAUUCAGAUUGUUACCGGAGGUGAUGAUAAUGGAAUUGCACUCAGCACAUUGGUAAUAAGUCAAGGAAAACUUUCUUUCAAUACACUAUCUUUUAUUCCAGAUGCUGCUGCAUCAACUGUUACAUGUGUUUGUCUUGUUAGCAUCACGCAUGUUUUAAUAGCCUCAGUUGAUCAAAAGGUUAGACUCUGGAGUUUAGAUAAUCAUACACUCACUUUGGUUGAAGAUGGUUAUACCACCGUUGCAGAUACAGGCUGUAUUGCACUUGCUAAAUUUAUCUCUGGCCAGAAGUUGGGACUUAUAGCCGGGGCAGGAGUCUCUUCUUGGAGAGUAUAA